GCCAUUGCAUUUACACUCAUAUAUAUAGGUUCCAUAAACGUAGUGGGUUUCCUACAUUAAUAUAAACACUCAUAUAUAGGUUCCAUGUUUCCUUACUUCAUACCUCUCAUUGUAAACAUGAAACCAAAUCCUACAUUUUCUUUCAUAUUCACUCUCCUUUUCACAGGGCUUCUUUAUACACACCUGCCCUCUGCCGCCGCGUUCCUCAGCCCCACGGGCACCGCCUCCUCUACCACCACCACCGCUCCGAACACCGAGUUCAUCUAUAAGAGCUGUCAGCACACACUCUACCCCGACGUAUGCUACGCCACGCUCUCCGGCUAUGCUAGCGCCGUGCAGCAAGACCCUGGUCGGCUGGCUCGCGUCGCCAUCGCGGUUAGCCUGAGCAAAGCGAGGAGGGUGACGACUUACGUCAACAACAACCUCUCUCCCCUGGCCGAUAACGGCGACGACCACCGAGUCACGGCGGUGCUCAACGACUGCUCCUCCACCCUCGGAGACUCCGUUGACCAAAUGCAGGACUCGCUCAUGCAGAUGAAACGGCUAGGCGGCUCGGCUGACGAGCAAGGGUUUCAGCUCAACAACGUGCUGACGUGGAUGAGUGCUGCCGAGACGAACGAGGACACGUGUGUGGACGGUUUUGAUGAUGUGGAAAGUGGGCCCGUCAGAUCCGGCGUGUACAAUGGGGUGGUGAAGGUUAAGGAGCUGACGAGUAAUGCGCUGGCUUUGGUCAACGCCCUUGCCAAUAAGGUUGCAAUCCCAUAAAUUCAUGUUGGAGUACGCCAUGUAAUAUCCGUCUAAUUUGAAUAGUUUUUUUUUUAAUUAAUGAUGGUUUGAUUGGUCAUAGUAUUAUGGUCUAUAUGAAUAUUGGUCUAUGUGAUUUAAUUAUAGAAGUAAUUAAGUAAACUUGUGUAAAAAUUCCAUCCUAUAAAUAGAGCUAAUUAAUGUGGUGGAAUUCUAACAAAUAUGCAUUAUAUCACGCCCCUAUGCCCUUAGAGAAGAGUGCAUAUUUGUCACAACUUUGAUGGCAAUAUCUAUGGUAGCCUAAGCCUAGUAGAGAAUGUAAUUGCAUGUACUAUUUCUUGUGUAUCAACAAAACUGACUUCAUGUUUAUUAUAAUAUGAAUUAUAUGAUGGUUCUUACUUUUGUAAA
Molecule: messenger RNA, 1152 nt
Organism: Cuscuta europaea
Lineage: Eukaryota; Viridiplantae; Streptophyta; Magnoliopsida; Solanales; Convolvulaceae
Source: the annotation of a GenBank genome assembly